Messenger RNA from Olea europaea var. sylvestris, 2042 nucleotides. Its product is annotated as RING finger and transmembrane domain-containing protein 2-like. Gene Ontology annotation, biological process: positive regulation of ERAD pathway. Gene Ontology annotation, molecular function: ubiquitin protein ligase activity. The record is from RefSeq and is a predicted model, not a curated record. The transcript has 9 exons. NCBI's taxonomy places the organism in Eukaryota, Viridiplantae, Streptophyta, Magnoliopsida, Lamiales, Oleaceae. The coding region runs from base 341 to 1759 and encodes 472 amino acids.
CUUUUUUUCUUUAUUCCAUUGCUUUCUCUCCUUUUCUCCUCGCGCUCUUCCAAAUGCCAAGCUAGAGCCAACGGAGGAGGAAAAGAGAGAGGAACGCACAAAGCUGUCCUCCUCUGCUGCGGUGAAACGAUAAUACUGGUGUCAUCACCUCAUUCUAACACCCACUUUCUCUGAUUAUUGGAUUAUGCUUUUCCUCCUUUCCCAUCACCCAUUUUGUUCUACAUCAUUUUAGGGUUUUCUGUCUCAAUGAAUUAUCCAUCUUUCUUUCUUUUAUUCGUAAGGAUUAUCCACGGAGUUUCGAUCUCUAAGGGUUAGGGUUAGGGUUAGGGCAACGACUCAAAUGGAAGCGUCCGGCGGAAAUUUGGACGCUCACAGGGGUGUUUCUUCUACGACUAGCUCUCCUCAUUCUAGAAGACGGGGAAUGAGUUUAACUGCCCAUAGUAUUCUACGAUCCCCAUUGUCCACGUUGUUGGAAUACACUGGUAUUAUAAGGACCAGGUCCACUCAACCAGAAUCCGACGCUUUAUUAAACGCUGGGGCCUCUGUUGGUUAUCGAGAUCAUGUGCACUUGCGUCUGGAAGACUCUGCAGUGACCCCAGCAGCUAAUGUUGGUAGUGGUGAAGGGGAAGUUUCCAUAAGAAUAAUUGGAGCUGGUGAACAUGAGCAUGAUAGGGUGGGGAAUGUGUUGCCUUCGCCUCUGACAGUUGGUCAGCCGAGUGAGCAAAAUGAAGCCUUUGUGCGGCAGAUUUUAAGGUCAGGUUCUGCAGCAUCGGACUUGGAGAGUCAAGUGAAUUUGAGGAAUGAAAGUGAGGCAGGUGGUGAUCCAGAGGCUGCUGAGGGAGCUGGGGGUAAUAGAAGGGAUUCUUCUUCUCACCAGAGAUAUGACAUACAGCAGGCUGCUCGGUGGAUCGAGCAGGUCCUUCCUUUCACAUUGCUUCUGUUGGUAGUUUUCAUUCGUCAGCACUUGCAAGGUUUCAUUGUUACCAUUUGGAUUGCUGCUGUUAUGUUCAAGUCAAACGACUUUUUACGGAAACAGACAUCACUUAAGGGUGAGAGAAAAGUGUCUGUUCUCAUUGGCAUUGUUAUCUUCUUCGCGCUUCAUGUGGUUGGGGUUUACUGGUGGUACUGGAGCGAUGGUCUUCUAUAUCUAUUGGUGAUGCUCCCUCCAAAGGCUAUACCACCUUUCUGGCAUGCUAUAUUCAUUAUCAUGGUGAAUGAUACACUGGUCCGUCAGGCUGCAAUGAUCUUCAAGUGCUCUCUGUUGGUGUAUUACAAGAACAGCAGAGGCCGAAACUAUCGUAGGCAGGGUCAGAUGCUGACUUUGGUUGAGUACCUAAUGCUACUUUACCGUGCUUUGCUGCCGGCUCCUGUAUGGUAUCGUUUCUUUCUUAAUAAAGAAUAUGGAGGCCUUUUCUCAUCACUGAUGACUGGGUUAUACUUGACUUUCAAACUCACAUCUAUUGUUGAGAAGAUUCGGUCUUUAUUUACUGCCUUGAAAGCAGUAUCCUGUAAAGAUAUCCAUUAUGGAGCUUAUGCAACAUCUGAACAGGUUAAUGCAGCAGGGGAUCUUUGUGCCAUUUGUCAGGAAAAAAUGAUUGUUCCAAUCUUAUUACGCUGUAAACACAUAUUUUGUGAGGAUUGUGUGUCUGAGUGGUUUGAGAGAGAACGUACAUGUCCUUUAUGCCGGGCUUUGGUGAAACCUGUGGAUCUCAGAUCAUUUGGUGAUGGAUCUACUAGUCUAUUUUUUCAGUUAUUCUAAUCUGCCAAUGGGUAUAACCGUGGAAUUUUCUGCUUUGAUGCUUAAAUCCUCAUACAGAGCAGUUGUCUCCUGAUCACCUCGUCUAUAUAGAAAAUUUAACUGUAACUAUUGAAAGUCUUCUUGGUGAUGUUGUAAACUUAAGCUGCAGUCAGCUUGAUCCGUUCGUGUGUUAUAAUGAGAGAUGUAUGUAAUGGGUUCCUAAAGCAACUGGAGUUACAUUUGUGGUCAAUGAUAUGUGCAUAUAUGCAACAGCCAGAUUUAUAUAUGAAUGAUUUUCGAUCUA